UACCGUCUAUAUGAACAGUUGUAAAGCGACAGCCCAUAAAUAUACAAGCAAAAUGAGCCAAACAGCUACAAUCCCUCCAUGUGCGAUGGAAAAUCUGAAAUGCUCUAUAUGUAAAAGAUACCUAUCUGUACCUCCUGUCAGUGGCCCGAAAGGCGAAUAUACUUGCGGUAGAUGUCGCCCUAACGAAGAAUCACUUGGUCCUUAUGAAGAAAUCGCCAAAUACAUCUUAUUCCCCUGCAGUAAUAAAGAUUGCAGAGCUACCCUAGGAUGGGGUGCAGUGAAAGAUCACGAGGAUUCCUGCCUAUUUGGACUCAGAAAAUGUCCUGUUUUGGGUUAUUCAGCUCUCUUCGUUUUCAAUAAUACCAACGUCUUACAUCACUUUGAAAAGAAACAUCAGUCUUCUCUUCAUGACGGUCAGUGCGAUAUACCUUUGCCGCUCUAUAAUCGAGCAACGGAGGAACCUGAACUGGCAGUGCACCAUCUUUCGAGCAGGGCCAGGCAGUAUUUGGUCUUCAUCAAAACUACAGUCAUCGCAUGGCCUAUGCAUAAGCUUAGCUUCGGUGUGGUUUCGCUACCAAAUUCUGAUCGGCACCUGCAUAAAAUGCACUAUACUGUACGUCUGAGUUCAUCUUCAGCCACGAAACGGGGAUCUCGGAUAAGUCAUUAUGACAUAGACAAGCAUUGUUCACAUUGCAUCGUUGGAACGUGUAGCAAAACCAAGCAUCAUGGAAAUCAUUUCUUGAAUGUAGAGUUUGAAGAUAUCGACGCUGAUUGUUAUAGUGAAGUCAAGUGCAUUGUUAAUGUAGGAAUAACGGAAGAAGAGUCUACGUGUUCUGUAUGUUAAAUAAUAAUAGUAAUAUUUUUUUUUUAUUCACUCAAUGUACAAAGAUAACAAACAAUAUGAGUAAAUAAAUAUAAAAUCAAAACAGGCCCAAUAGAAGGCAUCGCCUGUACAUGGACCAAUAACUUAAGUUGAAACUGUAGAAUGCAAAUGACAAAAAAGGACAAAAAUAAGCUACAGUAGAUUAUGUAUUUAGUUGAUGUUCGUAUUUAUGAGUUUAUGAAUUUCAGUCCUAGAUAUAGAAUGUAGCCAUUUUUUAAAUUUCUUUUGAAACAAUUUCCGAAACGUAAAUCUUUUAAGUCUUUAGGUAUAAUUUCAUAAAAUUUAGGCGCUAAAUAGAGGUAUGAUCGCUGCAUUAUAGAUUUAUGCGGUUGAAUAACUACUGUGCCACGAAUUUUGUACCUGGUAUAAUGAUUAUGUUUAAUUUUUUGGUCGGUGUUUACAAAUUUAUGGUAGUGAGUGAUACUGUGUAAGAAAUAAAGCUGUCUUAUAUCAUACAUUCGAACAUCUGCGUAUAAUUUUUCAGUGGGGUAAAGUUUCGGUUUUUUAAAUAUCAUUUUUAGAAUACUUUUUUGAAAAACAUCUAAAUUAUAGAUAUGUGAGGAACAUGCAGCUCCCCAGCUAAUAUACCAUAUGUGAGAUGAGGCUCAAUCAGUGCAUGGUAUAAUGUUCGAAGAUAUUUUUCUGUCAAUAUAUUCCC
Molecule: messenger RNA, 1541 nt
Organism: Acanthoscelides obtectus
Lineage: Eukaryota; Metazoa; Arthropoda; Insecta; Coleoptera; Chrysomelidae
Source: the annotation of a GenBank genome assembly